UAUUAAAGGCUCAAAUAGCAGAGUCAGCAGUUCAAUACAGGCGCAAUCUAUUUUAUUUACCACUCGCAUAGCCUUCGAACGAAACCCUAAUCCUUAUUUUUCUACCUCAAACCUUCUUCCUUGAACCCCGACCGAGUCUCUACCGAUCGACAAGUUUCUGCUUUUGAAUAAUUUCCUCGACAAAUUAGCACCUUAAAUUAGUGAUAUGGGUUCGAAAUCGAAGAGCGAGAACCCUCACUCUGGCGAUGGUGCUAGCCCUGGGAAGAUUUUUAUAGGAGGAUUGGCUAAAGAUACGACAUAUGCAACUUUUAACAAGCAUUUUGGGAAAUAUGGCGAGAUAACUGAUUCUGUGAUAAUGAAAGAUCGAUACACUGGUCAGCCUAGGGGUUUUGGUUUUAUUACCUAUGCCGAUCCUUCAGUUGUUGACCAAGUUAUAGAAGAUACCCAUAUCAUCAAUGGGAAGCAGGUUGAGAUAAAGAGGACAAUUCCUAAAGGUUCAGGUCAAUCAAAGGAUUUUAAAACUAAGAAGAUAUUUGUUGGUGGAAUCCCAUCAUCUGUCACAGAAGAUGAGUUCAAGAAUUUCUUUUCUAAAUAUGGGAAAGUGGUGGAGCACCAGAUAAUUCGUGAUCAUGAAACAAACCGAUCUCGAGGAUUUGGAUUUAUAAUUUUUGAUAGUGAAGAAGUUGUAGAUGAAAUGUUAUCCAAGGGAAAUAUGAUUGAUAUGGCUGGUACUCAGGUGGAGAUCAAGAAAGCUGAACCAAAGAAAGCCUCAAACCCACCACCUGCUCCUGCAUACGGUAGCAACUCUAGGAGUCGUUCUUAUAAUGACGGCUUUGGUGGAUUUGGAGGUUCUUAUGGGGGAUUUGAUGGAGGUUUUGCUCCUGGUCCCUAUAGGAAUCCCGGGGGUCUGGGUGGUAGACUGGGUGGGUAUGGGUAUGGUAGUAGUGGUGGGGAUUUUGGUGGUAGCUAUGGGAGUUUUGGAGGUAGUAGCUUAGGAGGUUACCGAGGUGAAUCUGCCCUUGGUUAUUCUGGUCGCUUUGGACCUUAUGGUGGCGGGUUUGGUGGAAGUUAUGGUGGUAGUGGUUUAGGCAGUUAUGGUCGGGGAGGCGAGGGAUAUGGAAGUUAUGGAGGUGCAGGCUAUGGCGGGAGUUACGAAUCUGGUCCAGGUGCUAGUUAUGGAGGAGCAGGUGGUCUGUAUGGAAGGGGAGGCUAUAGUGGCAGUAGUCGAUAUCAUCCUUAUGCAAGAUAGAAUCAAGGCAUUUUGAUGCAGUUCCUUAAGCUUUGCCUAGAAGUUCCAAACAGGGUCAUCUAGUUUAAAGCCUCAUGAUAUUGAUAGGCACUUUCCCACAUGAACUAGAAGUCUCCUAUCACUGCAAUUGAGGAAGCUUUUAAGGAUCAGAAGCUCUACUUUAUUAGAUUAUUUCAUCUAUGUAUGUUUUAGACAGACUGCUUAGUUUUUGCUUAAACUUAGUUCAUGCUGGCUCUUGCUUUACUUUUUCUAGUUAUUUUUAAUUUAGCGAUGUGUUGUAGAAUAUAGUAUCUUGAUUUGGAGCUUGUUGCUAUUCUCUUAGUUUGAUUUAGAUAGACAUCUUAAUAAUUUAUACCUGUUUGUUCUAUGUAUCCAGCAUAGCAGUUGGGUGUCUUAUGGCGAUAUUUAUUCUUAUUUAUUUUGAGCUAGAUGCAUUAAAUCCAGUAGGCUAAUAUUUAGAUGAGUCGGACUGUUAGCUUUGUCUAACCCCCUAAGAGAGAAAGAAAGAACUGGCUGCAAAUUAUAUCGACAAACUUCAUUUACGCCAAGUAUAGUAUGAAUCACCUUGAUGCUAACUAGGUAAACCUUUUAUAGCGUUUGAACUAUGUUUGCCUGGCGGAGAUGAGUGGUGGAUGGUAAUAGGGGUUUUUUAACUUAUUCUGGCUCUGAUCUUGCUUGUGUUUGAAUAUUUUUCCAUGUAUUUGAAUCAGCCCUAUUCAUAUUUUGCUUGGAGAAAAGGUAUAGGUUUCUUUUAAUUUUUUUUUUCCUUCACAUAUUAUCGGGUUCUCUUUUCUUUACUUUUUUUUUUUCUUUGUAUAGCCAUAGUUUCUAUUGGUCAAUAGACAUGAUGAUUAAACAUCUGUAAUUGUUGCUAUUGUUGAUUCCUUGGUUUGUUGUACUCGGGUGAUCAUUUGACAUGUGGAUAUGGGGAGGGCUAUCCCCGUUGUGUAGCCCAAUAGUGAAUGAAAAGAACUGACAUGCUAUUGAGGCUCUGCUAAUGCUUUUUACUAUUAUGGUA
Molecule: messenger RNA, 2267 nt
Organism: Jatropha curcas
Lineage: Eukaryota; Viridiplantae; Streptophyta; Magnoliopsida; Malpighiales; Euphorbiaceae
Product: RNA-binding (RRM/RBD/RNP motifs) family protein
Biological process (GO): regulation of gene expression
Cellular component (GO): nucleoplasm; chromatin
Molecular function (GO): RNA binding
Source: RefSeq, a predicted model, not a curated record